Molecule: messenger RNA, 974 nt
Organism: Rhodamnia argentea
Lineage: Eukaryota; Viridiplantae; Streptophyta; Magnoliopsida; Myrtales; Myrtaceae
Product: outer envelope pore protein 24A, chloroplastic
Exons: 3
Coding region: 178-816 (212 amino acids)
Biological process (GO): regulation of monoatomic ion transmembrane transport
Molecular function (GO): voltage-gated monoatomic cation channel activity
Source: RefSeq, a predicted model, not a curated record
GCACGGCGUACUAAUCCGACGCACACCAACAACCACACCAUUUGAAGUUGAACCCUCGCUCUCUCGCUCGCUCCGCAACUCCUUUUCCUCUUAUCCCUCUUCGUUUUCUCCUCCCGCAACAGCAUUUCGCCAAAUACGAAUUCAACCACCCAAGAACAACUCCCCAAAGAAGCAGAUAUGAAGGCGUCUCUGAAGGGGAAGUACGACCUGGACAAGAACGGCGCCGCCGCCACCAUCGGGGUCAGCGCCGGCGAGCUCAAGCUCCGGGCCUCCAUCACUGACGGCACCGUCGUCAAAGGCCCCAGCAUGAACGGCCUGGUCCUCGCCGUCGAGAAGCCUGGGUUCUUCAUCGUGGACUACAACGUCCCCAAGAAGGACUUUAGGUUCCAGUUCAUGAAUUCGGUCCGAAUUGCCGAGAAGCGGUUGAAUAUGACAUACAUCCACAGCCAGGGCGAUAACCGGACGAUUCUUGAAGGGGCACUUGUGAUCGAUCCGGCUAAUAAGUUAUCGGCGAAUUACUUGCUUGGUCCAGGGAAUUGCAAGUUGAAGUACACUUAUGUCCAUAGAGGGGUGACUACAUUUGAGCCUUCUUAUGAUCUGUCGAAGAAUGCGUGGGAUUUUGCAGUUGCAAGGAAUGUAUAUGGGGAUGAUGUGCUCAAGGCGACUUACCAGACCACGAGCAAGGCGUUGGGGCUGGAGUGGUCGAGGAAUACAAAUUUGAAUGGGUGUUUCAAGAUAUCUGCUUCUCUCAAUCUGAAUGAAGAAUCGAAGGUGCCAAAAUUAACUGCUGAAAGUACAUGGAACUUCGACAUGUGAUCAAUUGCGUAUUCCUUCAAGGGGAGUGCUAGUUUCAUUUUCUCGUUGAGAUUUAUUUUACCUGGAUGAGCAUCCUACCCUAGUUGACUGUGGUCCUGAUACUGCUCAGCAUCUCUCACUUCUUGAUACUUUUCAUUUAUAAGAGAGCUAAGUUUGGG